Messenger RNA from Microtus oregoni (creeping vole), 3746 nucleotides. It is a transcript of the gene Mettl2a, whose product is annotated as methyltransferase like 2A. Bases 18 to 1175 code for a protein of 385 amino acids. The transcript is spliced from 9 exons. NCBI's taxonomy places the organism in Eukaryota, Metazoa, Chordata, Mammalia, Rodentia, Cricetidae. Gene Ontology annotation, molecular function: tRNA (cytidine-N3)-methyltransferase activity. The record is from RefSeq and is a predicted model, not a curated record.
CUUCCGUCUCCGGUGUCAUGGCGGCCUCCACCCCUGAAGGCAUGACGGAGACCCAGGACGGGAAAAGACGGCAGUUCGGGAACCGGUUCCUGAGCGAUCCGGCGCGCAUCUUCCACUACAAUGCAUGGGACAAUGUGGAGUGGUCAGGGGAGCAGGCCGCGGAGGCGGAGAGGAAAGUGCAGGAGAACAGUUCCCAGCGGGUGUGCCCGGAGAAGCAAGUUGAUUAUGAAGUCAAUGCCCAUAAAUACUGGAAUGACUUCUACAAAAUUCAUGAAAAUGGAUUUUUCAAGGAUCGACACUGGCUUUUUACCGAAUUCCCUGAACUGGCACCCAGUCACAAUCCCCUGACGGACUUACCCCUGGACAGCGAGAAGAGUGAGGUCUCUAAAGACAGAAGCGGUGAGGACGGCCCUGGCUUAACCACAGAGCGGCACGGGUGUUCUUGGACCAGCCGUGGAUGUGACACUCAGGGGCCUCCUGUGGAAGAGACUGUGACUCAGGAGCUCAGUCACCUAGAAAUCUGUGGUGAUGGAUUUCCUGGGUCCUCUGCCACCUACCGAAUCCUUGAGGUUGGGUGUGGUGUAGGAAACACAGUCUUCCCAAUUCUACAGACUAACAACAACCCAAACCUCUUUGUUUACUGUUGUGAUUUUUCUGCCACGGCUAUUGAACUGGUCAAGACAAAUUCAGAAUAUGAUCCUUCUCGAUGUUUUGCCUUUGUUCAUGAUCUGUGCGAUGAAGAUCAAAGUUACCCAGUGCCCGAGGGCAGUCUUGAUGUUGUCGUCCUUAUAUUUGUCCUCUCAGCAAUCGUUCCAGACAAGAUGCAGAAGGCUAUCAGCAGGCUCAGCCAGCUCCUGAAGCCUGGAGGGGUGAUGCUUCUUCGAGACUAUGGCCGCUAUGACAUGGCUCAGCUUCGAUUUAAAAAAGGUCAGUGUCUCUCUGGAAAUUUCUAUGUGAGAGGUGAUGGCACCAGAGUUUACUUCUUCACACAAGAUGAGCUGCACGCGCUCUUCACCACUGCGGGUCUGGAAAAGGUGCAGAACCUGGUGGAUCGCCGCUUGCAGGUGAACCGAGGCAAACAGCUGACCAUGUACCGAGUCUGGAUUCAGUGCAAAUACAGCAAGCCUCUCCUGCCAGGUGUCAACAAAGAGGUGCCCGUGCCCCACACCACAUGACGUCAUCGUGUGUCAGGGCUUUUGUAAGGAGACAUUUGUAAAUUUUGGCCACUUGAUGUUGGACAGUCUGGGAAUCCAAGGAGCUUGGAACCUUGAACCUGGGAACAACUACUUUUUAGUACAUUGACAAUUGUUUUUACUUGUGAAGUCCAUUAAUAUAUAUUUUCUCAAAUUCACUUUUGAUUACUGUUGUUUAGUGGAGGCAAUGCUGCGGUAAACGUGAGGGGUUCAGGGACUGCUGCUGCCGUCGGUUCUCUCCUUCAUGUUGGUCCUGGGGUUCAGACUCAGGCGUGGCUGCAAACACCCAUGAACUUUCUCACCAGCCCUCAAUUUUAUUUUUUUUUAAUUAUUCCAUAUACAGUGUUCUGUCUGCACAUGUGCCUGCAGGCCAGUAGAGGGCACCAGAUCUCACUACAGAUGGAUGAGAGCCACCAUGUGGUUGCUGGGAAUUGAACUCAGGUCCUCUGGACGAGCAGCCAGUGCUCUUAACCUCUGAGCCAUCUCUCUAGCCCUAGGCUCUCAGAAUUUUAAUACCUAGAAUUUUACAUCAUUUUACACUCUGCAAUCAAAAAUGACCUUGAACUUUAGAUCCUGAGUGCUAAGGUUUGCCAGCAUGUGUGUUUUAUGAGUUAAGAAUAACCACCCCCUCCCCCCCAAAAAAAUAAGAAUAAAAACCAAGGGACUGGAGAGAUGACCUGAUGGUUAAGAACACUGGCUGCUCUUCCAGAAGCCCUGAAUUCAAUUCCCAGCACCCUGGCAGCUCACAACUGUCUGUGGCUCCAGUUCCAGGGGAACUGACACUCAUGCAAACACCAGUGCACGUAAAAUAAAAAUAAAUAAAAUUUACCUUUUUUUUUUUCUUCGGUUUUUUGAGACAGGGUUUCUCUGUAGCUUUGGAGCCUGUCCUAAAACUCACUCUGUAGACCAUACUGACCCCGAACUCACAGAGAUCUGCCUGCCUCUGCCUCCCGAGUCCUGGGAUUAAAAUGGAUUUUAAAAAAAAAAGAAUAAAACCAAGGACGGGCAAGUGUGAUGGCUCACAGCGGUAAUCCCCGAAGGUGGAAAGCUUGCAUAGGGGUCCCCAUAAGAUCAAGGCAGCUCGGACUAGAGUGUGAAACUGUGCGCAGAAGGCUUGGGAAUAUGGCUCACUAGUAAAACACGUUUUACCUGCACAGGCCCUGUUGCCUGUAAUGCUGAUCCCAGAACCUGGAAGUCUGAGACAGGAGAAUUGCCUUUAGUUCAAGGCCGACCCAGGCUACCUAGUGAAAUCCUAUCUCAGGACACACACCAUGGGACAGUACUGUAGAUUCACACACAAAAGUUGUGUUACUAUAAAAUGCAUUACAAGUUUUUGGGAACGCCAGCGUCUGUUGGAACAGCUGUAGUUGAUAUAUAAGGGUCUCUGCUGAGUCAUAAGGGAAUAGACAACAUGAGAAGUAACUAUUUUAGGAGGUUUUUCUUAGAAUUCAAACUGGUGGUGCACACCAGUACUCCUAGCGCUCAGAGAGCUGGUGCAGGUAGAGAAGCUCCUUAGUGCCAGCCUGGGCUACGUGGCAAGACCCUGUCUCAAAAAAAUACUAUAACCUUGGUAAGUAAUUACGUCUAGGCCCUUGAAGGCUUGCAUCCCUUGGAUUUAUGCGCUGUACCUUCCAGACUGUCUUAGUUAGGGUUUCCAUUGCUGUGAAGAGACACCAUGGCUGCGGCAACUAUUAUUUGGGGUGGUUCACUUACACUUUCAGAGGUCCAGCCCAUUAGCAUCAUGAUGGGUAGCAUACAGACAGAAAUAAUGCUGGAGUAGUAGCUGAGAGUCCUGCAUCUUGCAGGCAGUAGGAAGUCAACUGAGAUGCUGGGCAGUAUCCUGAAAAUAGAAACCCUCAAAACCCACCUCCACGGUGACACGCUUCCACCAAAGCCAUACACCCUAACAGUGCCCCUCCCGAUGAGAUUAUGCGGUCCAAAUGCAUUCACACCACCACACAGACGGCCUAAAAAAUUAAAGAUCCUUCGCUUUUAGCAAAAUUGUCUCCUUUUCACUGUGCACUUACAUGCUUGCUUCAGUAGCAGCUGAGAGAGCAGCUUCCUUGUAUGUCUCCCGUCCCUUGAAUGUGGUCGUCAUCCCUGUGGCUUCAGUGCUCGCAUUUUCCCUUUUGCUUGUGUGUGCAUCGCUGGGAUGUGUUUGUAAUUUUAACGGACUUUUCUUUUCAGAUUUCAAACUAAAAUGUCCCCAUAAUUGCCUCACUGCCAUGUCUUUUCCCAAGAAAAUAUGGCAAGGCAGGCAUCUUUUCAGGAAUCUGAAUGUUUGGAAAAUGGGGGUACUUUCCAUAAGGUGGAACAGAAAGGUUGAAAGGCAGGAGUAGCUGGAGACAUCUGUGCCCCUUCCGGCCCCCUGGAAUGGUUUCUCUCCCACCUGCCAGUACCCGCAGCUGCUUAUGAAAUAAUCAUUUGGGGCCUUAAUAUUAAUUAUAAUUGCUUGGCCGAUGGCUCAGGGUUCUUACUGGCUAGCUCUACAUAUAAAUGAACCCAUUUCUAAUAAUCUGUGUAUCACCUCGUGCCCCAUGGCUUACUGGUAAU